Molecule: messenger RNA, 2700 nt
Organism: Rhinichthys klamathensis goyatoka
Lineage: Eukaryota; Metazoa; Chordata; Actinopteri; Cypriniformes; Leuciscidae
Gene: inpp5ja
Product: inositol polyphosphate 5-phosphatase K
Exons: 13
Coding region: 101-2488 (795 amino acids)
Biological process (GO): phosphatidylinositol dephosphorylation; negative regulation of peptidyl-serine phosphorylation
Cellular component (GO): plasma membrane; ruffle; cytoplasm
Molecular function (GO): phosphatidylinositol-3,4,5-trisphosphate 5-phosphatase activity; phosphatidylinositol-4,5-bisphosphate 5-phosphatase activity
Source: RefSeq, a predicted model, not a curated record
UCAUUAUCACACAGUCAGUGGAAGUGUGUGUGUGUGGGUGAUGUGAGCGUCUCUACAGGACACACACAUUUGCGCCGGUGGAGAGAAACAGGACAGGUAAAUGGAUCCAAUGCAGCCCAUUCAGAGCUGCCCUAUGUCAGAAGGACCCACUGGAGUUUUAGGACUCCACAAACCACCAGUCCCAGCCCUGCUUGGAAACCCCUGCAAACUGCCUGUAUCCUCACACUGCCAGAUGGUCAUGACUGGAAACCCACCAGUGUUGGGACAGACCCAGGCACUGCGGACAAAUCCAGCCAUUCAGGAGAGAGUCAGACUAGACUCUACCGCACAAUCCACAAAUUGUAUCAGCAUCAGUCGACCCAGGCCUACGGCUCUGGGGACCAAGGCAACAAUCAAAGUCUCCAAACCCACCGAGCCUUCUUUGCAGGUUAAAGCUACAGGAACGCCCAACUUCUUGUCGCACAGCCCGACUGAAUCACCAUUGCCUUAUUGCAACCCCCCAAACCCACUGAGUCCCUCUUCUCAACUCAGUUUCAACCCCCUAUCCAUUCCCCCAACACUUCCAAGCCCUCCAUCACAGCCCAUCCGUGCAAACACACACAAUAAUCUAAUCGCCAGACCAGUCCCCAACCCAAACCCCAAUCCUCUGUCUAACCACAUUCCUCAACCAGUCCUGAGUCCAGAAACACAUGUACCCAACGCAGGAGACACUACUGACAAGAAGUUGAGCAAGACCAUCAGCGAAGAGGGUGAUUUCAGAGUGCAUAUUGUCACGUGGAAUGUUGGCUCCAGUAUACCACCUGAUGACAUCACAUCCCUGUUUGGGCCCGGCGUUGAAAAUGGGAGCACUGACAUGUUUGUUGUUGGACUACAGGAAGUAAACUCCAUGAUAAACAAGCGGCUUAAAGACGCUCUCUUCACAGACCAGUGGAGUGACCUCUGCAUGGACACACUCAGUCGUUUUGGAUAUGUGUUGGUGGCGUCUCAGAGGAUGCAGGGGGUUUUCUUACUGGUGUUUUCCAAAUUCUGUCACCUUCCCUUCCUCAGGGGAGUACAAACCCAAAGCACACGCACUGGCCUGGGCGGCUACUGGGGGAAUAAAGGGGGCGUGAGUACACGUAUGAUGGUUUUCGGACAUCCUGUUUGCUUUCUCAACUGCCACCUGCCGGCUCACAUGCGAAACCUCGAGCAGCGGAUGGAGGACUUUGAAAGCAUCCUUCAGCAGCAGCAGUUUGAGGGCGGCACCGCCGUGGGCGUGCUGGAUCACGAUGUGGUGUUCUGGUUUGGUGAUCUGAACUUCCGAAUCGAAGGUUAUGAUAUUCACGUGGUGAAAAGUGCAAUUGAGAAUGACAAACUGCCUCUACUGUGGGAAAAAGAUCAGCUCAACAUGGCGAAAAAAAGCGAGUCCGUUCUGGAGGGAUUUAUAGAAGGCCCACUGAAAUUCCCGCCAACUUACAAGUUUGAUGUGGGAACACACACUUAUGACACAAGUGCAAAAAAGAGGAAACCUGCAUGGACAGAUCGCAUCCUGUGGCGUCUGCGCAGGACGGGCUCCCCCGUGCCGUCCCAUUAUUCUGCCCUGCAGAGGGGUCUGACCUCAUGGCUGGGCGGCGCCACCAGAGUUUCUCAGCACUUCUAUCGCAGUCACAUGGGCUUCACUAUUAGCGAUCACAAGCCAGUGUCCUCCCUCUUUACUUUGCAUUUUCCCUUUAAGGUGAACCAACCAUUAGUGACGCUGGAAGUGGAGAAAGAAUGGACCAAGUUCUCUGAUGCUACAGCAAAACUCACAAUGGCACAUGGCUUUCAGAGGAGUUCAUGGGACUGGGUGGGACUGUACAAGGUGGGAUUUAAGCACCACAAGGAUUACGCUGCUUAUGUUUGGGCCAAAUCUGAGCAGUCGACGCAGGUGACAUUUUCUGAGGAAGAUUUGCCUAGAGACCCGGGGGAAUAUAUUCUGGGAUAUUACAGUAACAACACGAACAGCAUCGUGGGAGUGACAGAACCAUUUCAGGUGCAGCUUCCCAUGUCGACACCACCUGCACCAGGGUGUCGUUCGCGCUCUGACAGUUCAGAUGUCAGCUCUGAAGACGACAGUACGCUGGUCCUGUUGGCUCCCAUCUCUCGUAGCCCCAGCCCUGGAAACCACAGCGGCAAACGGCAUCACAACCACCAGAAGCGGCAGCGCAGCCGCAGCCCCGCCGUACCUGCGCUCUCCUCAUCGCCCCUUCCCUCCCUGCAGUCUCUCAGCCUGUGCCCACGGCCCCGCGACGGCCCCGCACGGAGCUCCUCCCCGCACCCUUCCUCCAAUGCCAAGAAAGAGCGUCUGGUUUCUCCAGACACGUUAACCUCGCCCUCCCUCAGUCCUCUUAGUCCACGGAGCCCUGCGUCUCCUAGGAACGGAGUCAGCGCUCCGGAGGCUCUGAUAGCGGCCAUUUUAGGAGAGCCCAGGCCCGCUCAGAUAGAAAAAGCAGGGGAUGUGAUUCUCUGACCAAUCCCCCCGCCCCUUCCUUUCGAGUCAUUUCUAGACUUUAGCAGAUAUCGUAAUGCAACUCUAGAGAAAUGGCCUGUUUCAGGUCGUCCUCUGCUGCUUUUCAGACCUGCAGCUGUUUGUGAUCUCAUGCCUUGUCGUGCUUAAUUGUUUCACAAACUCUUCCUCAGUUCUCAGUGGCUUUGCCAAUAGAGAUUCAACUGGUCUUGCAU